Messenger RNA from Effrenium voratum, 1626 nucleotides. The record is from the annotation of a GenBank genome assembly. NCBI's taxonomy places the organism in Eukaryota, Dinophyceae, Suessiales, Symbiodiniaceae.
AUGACGGCGAGUGUGGAGGCAUUGGAGCAGCCGCAGGAGAGCGACCUCAUAGCAGCAUCACCUCAAGACCGCGAAAGAGCGCGCAGCGAGAAAGCUUGGGCCAGCUUCCAGGCAUUUCUGGAGUCGCCCGGUGACAAAUGCCCGCGCUGUUGGCUGAUGAGACGCCAUUGCUGCUGCGCUGGGCUGCCAGUGCUAGAGAUGAGGCUCAAGGUCUUUGUCUUGAUGCAUCACCUGGAGAUAGGCCAGCGCAAGGCAUCGAACACUGCAAAGUUGCUGCUGCACUUCGGGGCUGAGCUCCUGUGCUGGGGCGUGGAAGAACAUGAUUCCAGGCUGCAACAGGUCAUCCAGGACGACGAGGAGGGCACAGUGGUGCUAUUCCCCAGCGAGAGUGCAAUCCAGGCUCAGAGCCUGGCAGAGGCGCCCAGGCAGGUGGUUGUGCUGGACGGCGGCUGGCGCGAGUGCAUUGGCUGCAGCUGUCAAGUCACCCGUGAGAAGCGGGACCCGCGGCUGCAGCUUGCCAGCGGUGGCGCUGCACAGCUGGCUGAGCAGGUGGCAGAGGAGUUGAAAGAUUGGAAGAAGAAACGAGAGAAUGCCUAUGCGCAGCGACGCCACGUCCGUGAGAAGCUGCAUAGGGAUGCUGUGCAAGGCAAACGCCAAGAGGAGCAGGAUAAGCAAAAAGUCAGGGAUUUUGUGCGCGAAGUCCUUUUCGACGUAGCAAAGCAUGCGUUGUCAAGUGGCACAGCAAAGGGUAUACCUCCAGUAUCCGCAAGGACCAGCUCAGGCUUGGAGACUGAGGAUCCUCAUGGAAGCAUCAGUGCUGGCGCUCCCGCUUUGCUGCUGCUCCGCAGCCGUCUGGGGAGUCUUGUCGAACGUCUGGAGGCCACGGAUGCGCCUCCCCCAGCAGAGAUGGUGCAGGCAGCAGCUUUGGCCAAAGAGGCCCUCAACCGUAAGCGACGUGAGCGGAUGAAAGCGGCAUCGCUAAAGCAUCGAUUUGCAGAGCUAACUCAUGGAGCAGACCAGGAACUUCUGGACGAGGCAGAGCUGGGCUUUGAGCAGCGUCACAGUGUGCUGCAGAACCUGUCAGACCAUCUCAGGCAGGUUGUGAAUAGUCUUCGUGCCUCCGUGGACCAUCGACAGCAAGCUUUCAGCGAGUUGGACGCAGCCAACAGAGGCCCUGCAUCGCAGGCGCCGAAGGCAUGGUGGAAGGCACUGAAUGACGACCAGGAAACCGAGACUGAGCUUGAGAGCGUAAGGCCAUGCCUGGCAGAGGGGGACGAGCCAAGUGAGGAGUUCGCAGCUGCAGAAGCAGGUGCUCGACUGGGGUCAUGCGAGAAUCGAGCUGAGCUCUGCCAGAGCUUUCAGCGGCGCUACUCGCGAGCUGAUGCUAGCCAUGAGGCAUGGAUGGCGGAGAGCCAGCUUGAAGCUUGGAAGCUCAGGGCUCGCCUCGAGCUGCUACAGGAGCUGCGGCGCGAGGCGCAGGCCUGGCACCAGAAGAAGUUGACCUCUUUGCAGCUCCUGCAGGAGAGCAUGGUGGCGGAAAAGGUCAGACAGAGAGUGGGGCUGCCGCCAUUGCGGAAGUGUUCCUCACCUUGCAGACAGGAAUCAACAAGUCUUUGCUUGGCAUAA